Musa acuminata AAA Group (dessert banana) is the source of this 1706-nucleotide messenger RNA. Its product is annotated as F-box/kelch-repeat protein SKIP25-like. The record is from RefSeq and is a predicted model, not a curated record. NCBI's taxonomy places the organism in Eukaryota, Viridiplantae, Streptophyta, Magnoliopsida, Zingiberales, Musaceae. The transcript has a single exon. Gene Ontology annotation, molecular function: protein binding. The coding region runs from base 420 to 1577 and encodes 385 amino acids.
UGUUGGCGAUAUCUCUUGGAGGACUUUGGCCAAUUCCCCCAACAGAGCCCAACUACACCACUCAUCUCCCUCCACAUACAUCUCAUCCCCACACCACAAUCUCCAUCCACAGCUGAUGAACUCACCAUGACAUUGUGACUCAGAUAUUUACCAGAGAGGAGAUGAAUCCAAGAUAAAAUGUAGAGUAUUGUGUGGAAAAGUUUUCUUUUGAUCGCUUCAAGUGAAAUGAUCCAUGUCUAGUCUCGAGGACAGGAUAGAUAGCUUGCAUGGAAGCAUGGUGAAGAAGGAAGAAGACGGGGAAGGAAUGCCACUUGGGUGACGUCAUCCCACCGUCCCAACUUGCUCUCUCUUCAUAAAUAGGCGAGUUGGAAGUGGGAACCAAGGUUGCCCACAACUCUCGCUUCCUCUCUCCAAGCACCAUGGCCGACGCGGCCUGCAAGCGCCACAAGCUUUCUUCAUCCAGCGUCGUGCAAGAAGAGGAAGAGGAGCAGCCGCUGCUGCCUGGGUUGCCCGACCACGUGGCUCACCGCUGCCUCUCUCGUCUCCCACCUCGGCUCCUUUUCGCCGUCUGCCGACAGUGGCGCCGCCUUGUGUACUCCCCUUGUUUCCCGCCCUUCCUGUCACUCUAUGCCGUGGUCUGCCCCUCGGACGACGGCGGCGCGUCCGCGGACGACGACCCCAUCGGAUUCUACACCUUCGACCCACUCUCUGCCAAGUGGAGCCCGCUCCCGUCCCCGCCGCCGCACACGCCACUGCGGAGCUUGCUCCUGCGGCAUCCAUCCUUCAUCGCCCGAAGCCUCCCGGUGCAGUCCGUCGCAGCCGGCGGGCACCUCGUAGUCCUCGCGGCCACCGACCAUCGCCUUCUCCCGGCCUUCCCCCGGCCGCUGGUCUUCCACCCGUCCUCCCGAAGCUGGCGCCUCGGACCGCCCCUCCGUGCCCCGCGUCGCUGGUGCGCCGCCGGGUCGGCGGGCGGGGUGGUCGUCAUUGCCUCCGGCGUCGGCACGGGCUACAACACCGAGGUGGCCCGCUCCGCCGAGAGAUGGGACCCGGCCGCCCCUGGCGCCGUCUGGGAUCGGGUGGCUCCGGUCCGGAACGGGCGGUUCAGCCGGGAGGCAGUGGAAGCGGUGGCCUCGGAAGGAAAGCUCUGCAUGGUCAACGUCCGGGGACGCGCCGCGAAGGAGGGGGCAGUGUACGACGUCCGGUCGGAUCGGUGGCAGGAGAUGCCGGCGGGGAUGCUCGAGGGAUGGACCGGGCCAGCAGCCGCGGUGGAGGAGGGCGGCCCGAUCUACGUGGUGGACGAGGAGCGCGGCGCCCUCAAGGCCUACGACUGGGGGGCGGAGCGGUGGGUGGUGCUGGCCGAGUCGGAGCGGCUGAUCAGGGCGGAGCAGGUGGCGGCCGGAGGGGGGAGGGCGUGCGUGGUGUGCCACGGCGGGGCCGCCGUGGUGGUGGUGGACGUGAAGUCGAGGCCGGGGAGGAUGUGGACGGUGGAGCCCCCGACGGGGAAGCGGGUGGUGGCCGUCCACGUACUCCCCAGGAUGUGCCACGGUGCAGUCGACGGUUCCGCAGAGACAACGUAAACCAUGUUUUCUUUUCCUCUUAUUUUCCCUUUUUCUCAAAAUUUUUUUUUUUUGUGGCUGUUAAAGAUGGAGAAAAAAAAACAAGUAAUUCAAUUGAAAUAUCGGCACCAAAGCCCAUGUUAGCAGUAA